AUGUCUAAUGCAAUGGCCAGUGAUUCUUCCCGUCGUCGCCGUAUAGGCAGACCCUACGGCAGUAAGGAUUCAUAUGCGCCACGCAUCAAGAGAGGACUGAAAUCUACAUCUGACCCCAAGCCUCUAUCGGAUGAAGAGAUCAGGAUGAAGCUUGACAAGAAAGCCACUCCUCCAGACCCUCGCAUGACCUUCGCAAGAGGCAUCGAGAUCCUCACGACGCAGUGGUCAUGGAAGUGGACAUCUAAAGCGUUCGAGCCUGAGAGGUGA
Fusarium verticillioides 7600 is the source of this 267-nucleotide messenger RNA. RefSeq lists its product as hypothetical. Lineage: Eukaryota; Fungi; Ascomycota; Sordariomycetes; Hypocreales; Nectriaceae. The record is from RefSeq and is a predicted model, not a curated record. The transcript has a single exon. The coding region runs from base 1 to 267 and encodes 88 amino acids.